This is a messenger RNA of Homalodisca vitripennis (glassy-winged sharpshooter), 621 nucleotides long. RefSeq names its product piggyBac transposable element-derived protein 2-like. The transcript has a single exon. The record is from RefSeq and is a predicted model, not a curated record. Bases 1 to 621 code for a protein of 206 amino acids. NCBI's taxonomy places the organism in Eukaryota, Metazoa, Arthropoda, Insecta, Hemiptera, Cicadellidae.
AUGAAGCUGCUGAGAACUUUCCCGCAGGGGGUUUCAGUUUACAUGGAUAGGUACUUUACAUCCGAGGAACUACUAGACUUGCUCCACUCAGAACGAGAGGCAACAGGAACCGGUACACUCCAAAAACAGAGAAUCCCCCCUAAUUCCAAAUUGAAAGAGGAUAAAAUAAUGAAGAGAGAGGGCAGAGGGUCUGUGGACCAGAGUGUAAGGUCAGAUGGGCAGAUAAGUGUGGUGAAAUGGUUUGACAACAAGCCAGUACUGCUCAUAUCAAGUAAAGAGGGCGCUGAACCCAUUGAAACAUGCAGAAGAUGGUGUAGAAAAAGAAGAGUUUUCGUUGAGGUGAACAGACCUUUAGUUGUACUACAGUACAACUCACAAAUGGGAGGUGUGGACUUUUUGGACCGCUUAAUAAGCUAUUACCGCAUUUCAGCUAGGACUAGCAAGUGGACGGUAAGACUAAUCAUGCAUUUCUUUGAUUUUGCAAUCGCUGCGGGGUGGAUUGAGUACCGCCGGGAUCAGCGUGCCCUGGGUACACCAAAAAAGGAUAUGCUAGAUUUAAUGGGCUUCAAAAGAGAGUACGCUGAGUUCCUGAUUCACGGACAUGUUGGUGAGGGAACUUGA